Messenger RNA from Auanema sp. JU1783, 2001 nucleotides. Lineage: Eukaryota; Metazoa; Nematoda; Chromadorea; Rhabditida; Rhabditidae. The record is from the annotation of a GenBank genome assembly.
AUGUUCUUCCGAGCUUCAAGGCUACGACAGCUCAUAAUUGUAAGCACUGUAUUAGGAAUUAUAUUCUUAAUCAAUACAGCUAAUUUUAAAAACGAUGCUGAACCUACUACCUUGAAGGAUUUCAACAUUGUUGUAUCUGGUCAUGAUGGAGUGGAAGAUGGCAAGUUAGGAGGAUCUGCCAACAUAGAUAAAACAAUUGAUGCAAGGAAAAAAUCUCUACUUCAACAAACAUGCCGAGUGCCUAAGCUAGACAUCAAUGGCACAGAGGUUCGAGGCUUCUUCCACACACCUCAACCUCUACCAUGCGGAAAAUCUGCGAAGAACUGGGUUUUUAUUGAUGAUAAUGGUGAUCUACAGAUUAGCUCUGAUAGAAAAUCAGCAAAUUGUAAAAUAACUUACUUUUUGCGAAAAAAUGGAGGUGAAAACACUUACCUCGCUCCGGUUGAAGUUGUUUUUGGGAAACCAAUGAAAUAUGAUUUUGGUAAAGUCUUCUGUACAGAUGCUGCAAGUGGCCGAAAGUGGUCGAACUUGCUUAUGUCUGCUGCCAAAAUUGACGUGGUAGAAGAACGAUUGAAGAAGUCGUUCGAGAAAGAUAAUGAAAAAACAAAUGUCUUCAUCUUGGUGUUCGACUCAUUGAGUCAAUUAUCUUUUCGUAGGAAGUUACCUAAAACAGUCGAAUAUUUGGAAAAAGUACUGGGUUCCACUGUAUUAAAUGGAUAUAACAUCGUUGGUGAUGGUACCCCUCAAGCUAUCAUUCCAAUCCUCACAGCAUCUACUGAAGUAGAACUACCAUUGACUAGGAAAAGAUAUCGCGAAGCAAAUUACGUAGACGAUGUUUAUCCUUUCAUCUGGAACAACUUUUCAUCUGAAGGGUAUGCCACUAUCUACGGAGAGGACGCUUUUAAUAUCGGUACUUUCACAUAUCGUCUGAAAGGUUUCCGAAAACAACCGACAGACCAUUAUCUGACCCCAUUUUUCAAAGACUAUGAAGCAAAAGGAGGAGGUCAUUGUUUAGGAUCGGAGCCACUGCAUAAGUCAUGGUUUUCUUAUGCAAAACAAUUUAUGAAAAUUUACAAGCCAUAUCCAAGGUUUUUAUUGAUGCAUCAAUCUCUUUUGUCACACGACGAUAUUAAUCUUGUUCAAGUUGAAGACGAUGAUCUCUACAAAUUCUUGAAGAAUAUGAAUGAAGAAGGAUAUUUUGAUGAUUCGAUGGUAAUUAUCAUGGCUGAUCAUGGACAUCGCUUUGCAAAGUUGAGAGAGACACAACAAGGCCAACUAGAAGAACGCUUGCCAUUCGUGUCCGUUUCUCUUCCUGCGAAGAUGAGGGAGACUACAGUAGGAAAACAAAUGCAGGAGAACUUAAUCAGAAACAAAGAAAAGUUGUCCACACCUUUCGAUCUACAUGCGACUCUUAUGGAUAUUUUAUAUACUCCUAUAUUGAGCGAUCUCACAUCAGUUCAAUCAGGUAAAGAGAGAAGCCUCUCUUUAUUCAGGCCCAUUCCUGAGUCACGAACCUGCGAUACAGCUGGAAUAGAACCUCAUUGGUGUACCUGCUUGAACUGGGUGGAUGCCUUGAAAACUUCCGAAGAUAAAGAAGUAUCUUAUAAACUUGCUAAUCAUGUCGUCAGUGCCAUAAAUGGAGAAUUAGCUAAUGUAACUGAACUUUGUGCUCCAUUAAAGCUCAAAGAACUGAUAUAUGCCAAAAAAUUGAUCCCAAACGAUGAUCUCUUGAAGUAUAAAAAUGUAAAGGACACUGAUGGGUUUGUUCCUGAUUUAUCGGGUAAUACUAAAGCUGUAUUUGCUCACUAUCAGCUGAAGUUUUCUACAAGUCCCGGAAGAGCGGUUUAUGAAAUCACGCUGUUCUACGACACAUUAGUGAACAACUUGUACUUGGAUUUAUCAGCCAUCAGUCAUGUAUCUAAAUAUGGAGAUGAUCCUCAUUGUAUUAUCGACAAAAAUUACUUUCUAGCCACUUAUUGCGUGUGUUAUGACCGGGUUUAA